AUGGCGGCGGUAGCAGCUGCCGGUGUCCCUGCUCCUACUGCCGGUGGUGUGGCUGCAGCAGAGGAAUACCUGGUAGGGUAUUUGAACAGCACACUACACAUUCACAUCACAGACGGCCGAAUGUUUGUCGGACAGCUGAAGUGCACCGACAACGAGCGCAAUAUCAUCCUGGCCAUGACGAACGAGUAUCGUCAGCCUAGCAAGCAGGAUGUUGACUUGGCGGCGCUGAGACAUGAGGAAAGAGGCGCAAGUGGGAACGUGAAGGUGGAUAUGAAGAAGAGGUUUGUUGGGUUGAUUGUGAUACCGGGGAGGUAUAUUACUCGGAUGGAAGUCGAAGGAUGA
Molecule: messenger RNA, 342 nt
Organism: Recurvomyces mirabilis
Lineage: Eukaryota; Fungi; Ascomycota; Dothideomycetes; Mycosphaerellales; Teratosphaeriaceae
Exons: 1
Coding region: 1-342 (113 amino acids)
Cellular component (GO): NatC complex
Source: RefSeq, a predicted model, not a curated record